Molecule: messenger RNA, 3920 nt
Organism: Brienomyrus brachyistius
Lineage: Eukaryota; Metazoa; Chordata; Actinopteri; Osteoglossiformes; Mormyridae
Product: sprouty-related, EVH1 domain-containing protein 2-like
Exons: 6
Coding region: 408-1670 (420 amino acids)
Biological process (GO): negative regulation of MAPK cascade; multicellular organism development
Cellular component (GO): membrane
Molecular function (GO): protein kinase binding
Source: RefSeq, a predicted model, not a curated record
UCCGCCUCUCCUGUGUCGGCGGUGCUGGCUGCUGCCCUGCAGAAUCCAACAUGGAGUAACAGGAGAUGGGGCUCUUUCGGGGCCACCCUCGGUGAAAUCGGCGCACACUCACAAACACGGCACUCAGGUGAUCCUGCGAGGAAUGUAGAGCAAAGUAAACGACUGGACGUUCGCCGGAGGGGGGGGGGGUUGCUUUUUCGAUGGAUGAGCAGUGGCACAAAAGGGGAAAACGAGACCAGCAACGAGACUGAGGAAGGUGGAGAACAAAACGGUGCGAAAAAAAGCUGCAGGAAGCCAGUGUUACACUAUGUGGAGGAGAGGGAGAGUAGAAGAAGGUGGCGACGAAAAUGCCGAGCGCAAAGUGUGUGCCCGCUGUGGGGAAUUGCUGUAGGUGAAACUGGGGGAAAAUGACCGAAGAAACACAUCCCGACGAUGACAGCUACAUCGUGCGCGUUAAGGCAGUGGUCAUGACCCGGGACGACUCCAGUGGUGGCUGGCUUGCCCUGGAAGGGGGUGGUCUCAGCCGGGUGGGGGUCUGCAAGGUGCUGCCCUCCGAGCUGAUGGGCCGCAGCGACUUCCUCAUCCUCGGCGAGCGGCUCAAGGACAAACAGGUUAUUCUGGAGUUUUUCCUCAAGAAGGACCUGAUCUACACCAAGGCCACGCCCACUUUUCACCACUGGAAAGUCGACAACAGGAAGUGCGGUCUGACCUUCCAGAGCCCCGCGGAUGCCCGUGCCUUUGACAGGGGCGUGAGGAAGGCCGUCGCCGACCUCACCGAGGGGUCCACGACAUCAUCCUCAACGAUCCAGAAUGAGGCUGAGUUGGGCGAUGACGACGUGUUCACUACUGCCACUGACAGUUCCUCCAACUCCUCCCAGAAGAAGGAGCACUUCACACAGGCCCUGAGCUCACCCGCCUUCUACGAGCCCCGGCUGCCCCCCUGCACCCACCACCACCACCAACACAGAGGGUUGGAGCGCUGCUUCCCGGAGCAGCCGAUGCCUAAAUUCGGCCGUCAUGUCACCUUCCAGGACGAGGACGAGGAGAUUGUGCGCAUCAAUCCACGGGAGCGGGCAUGGCUGACGGGCUACGAGGACUACCGGCACGCCGGCGACCGCGGAAGGUUCUUCCGGGCCAACGACGGCGACUCCUACGUGCACUUUGCCAAAAGCGAGCCGUCCAAGCACGACUACAACUACCCCUAUGUCCCCGACCGAGACUUCUGCCUCCACGACCAUAAGGGCAGGGUCAUGGGGAGGGGGGUGGGCGUGGUCAGCACACAGCCCCACCCCCUACAGGUCAAACGGAAUGGGCAGAAGGAGGGGGAGCGGUCGCGGUGCGUUUACUGCCGGGACAUGUUUAACCACGAGGAGAACGGGCGUGGGCACUGCCAGGAUGCCCCGGACCCCAUCCGGACCUGCAUACACCGGGUCAGCUUCAUGUGGUGUGCCGACAGUUUGCUGUACCACUGUCUGUCAGACCCCGAGGGCGACUACUCGGACCCGUGCUCGUGCGACGUGGGCGACGAGCGCUUCUGCCUGCGCUGGCUGGCCCUGCUGGCUCUCUCGCUGGUGGCACCCUGCAUGUGCUGCUAUAUGCCACUCCGCGUGUGCCAUCGCUGCGGCGUGGCGUGUCACUGCUGCGGGGGCAAACACAAGGCGGCAGGCUGAGUGGGAGGGGGCACCGGGCAGCCAGGAGGUCAGAGGCUGGAAGGCGAUUCGUUCUCUGUCCUCCAUUCAGAAUUUUGGCCUAGCGAGGCCCUCGCAUUAUAAAGACUGACUGACUAUUCAUUUAUGUAUAACUGGUACUUUAUAUAUUUUUUACACUGAUUUUGUUUUAAGAACUUGAAUUUAAUUUCCCCUGUGUGUGUGUGUGUGCGUGUGUGUGUGUGUGUGUGUGUGUCCCUCCCGCUCUGUUAAUUUGCCAAUGCUUGCCAAUCAACGAUGCAGCCGGUUCCUUCCUGUACACAGAGGCACUUAAAUGGACCAUCACGCCCCAUCCAAAACAUUAACCCCCCCCCACAGACACACACUGGGCUAUUACACAAGAGGAAGUAAAACACUGAUUCACCUGAGACACUUACUCUAUGGUCAUGUGGACUGUGUGUGUGAGGAUGAUGCUUAUAUAACAUUGUGGGGACCAGAUGUUCCCCACAAUGUAAUAAAAACUGUUGUUUUGAUGUUGUGGGGACCAUUUUUCAGGUCCCCACAAGGAUCUGUGAAUGCUAUCAAAAAACUAAAAAUGCCAAAAGUCUCGCAUUUUGUUUGGUUACUUAUGGUUAAGGUUAGGGCUCGGUAGGGGUUACGGUCGUCAUGUUAUGAUUAGAGUUUUCCCCAUAGAAAUGAAUGGAGAGUCCCCACAAAGAUAUAAUUUCAAACCUGUGUGUGUAGGGUGGGAGGGGUGUGAUCUGUCAGUGUGUGCUUGUCAGGACCGUUUGAGUAAAGGAAGCAAGGUGCCAGCAUAAUCUGGCUGCAUAGAACUGUUGUCACUGUAUCUAAGCCAAAAUGAUUACGAGCUGCGGAUAUCCAUCAUCUAAGUUGUUCCGUUGUGAUCUCUUAUUUGCAAACAGCCUUUGCUGUAAUAAUGGUAAACUUCUAUUAAGUUGUAGUGUCUAAUAUCCAAAGGUGUAAUUCUGUUUUUUAUGUGUCUGUCCCCCCCCCCCCCCCCCCCCCCCCUGCUUCUUACUUAAAGCUGAAACACAUUGCGAAGGGACUGAGGGAAGUGCUCCCCCUGGUGGCUGCACAGCGGCAGGCGGACUUCUCACUCAGGGAGCUUCAGUCUAUCACGGGGUUGUGUGAGAAGGUGCUCCAUCAAUGGCUAUCCUGCCAAAUUGCUGAAUCAUGGUCUGGCCCUCCAUAAAUGUUCCCUCUAUUGAGAUCGCAUGUCCUUUUGAGUUUUAAUUAAUACAUCCCAAAGGGAAAAUAUCAAAUGUAAAUGUCUGUGUUCAGUGCUUCAAAUCACUGGAGGAAGGGGGAGGGGGUUUCUAGAAUUUUUCAGGAGGUGUCAGUAGGAAUGAUCGGUUUUGCCUCAAAUGUUUCCAGACUUAAUGUAGUGCGGUUAUAGAUAAUGGCGUUGUACAAUCAAUGAAUCAGCCCCCAUCCCCCAGGUCUCAGUGGGGGUGGGUGGGCAUCCACUCUGGGCGAUUGGUCGACUAUCAGCUGCCCCUAGUUGUGGUUACCUGACUAUGCUUCUAGAUGCUGAUCAGAAUCAGUCAACAAUGUCACUGUCCAGAAGGUGUGUUAAUUGGCUCAGGUUCAGCAGUGAAAGACAGUUAGCCAAUCAGCAGUCUGCCAGGGCGGCCAGUAUACUCUGCCAGUAGUGUACCGUGUGUACACACGUAUGCUAUUCUGGAGUGCAGACACAUGCGUGCUUGCAGCCCGAGUAAAUACGAAUUAGGCUCAGAUUAUAAGAAUCCCACAAAUAGUAUGUAUCGAAGAAACGAAAAGCACUUCAAAAGCACUACUGUGAAAUGUGACCGACAGUGUCCCAAAUAGAUACUGGUAUCUAUACCAUAUAUAUGGUUUUCUAAACACAGCUGUCCUGGUGUGAGGGGAGUGAGACCCGAUGGGCCGUUUUCCACAAGGCAGGUGGGCUAGCAGGUGACCACCUCGUGGCAAUGGAGGGUCAAGGGUCAGAGGUCAUGGGUCACAUGCAGUCCGCUCCUCACCCUCCGAAGCUCUGCACUUACUGGACCCCGUUGUCCUCUAAGCAAAUACCGGCCUUUUGUUUGUCGUUCGGUCGACCAAAUCUCAUUUUUGUUCCUGCAGUGAUGAGUUAACCAAAAGCGUUCAGUCUGUGUAGUGCUCGGUCUCUCCUGCACACAUUGAACUAUUGAAAAGUGCCUCAAGCAUGCCUGAAUUCAUCUGUCUCCUUGUAUAUAUAGAAUAAUGAAAUAAACCUUGUAUUGAUUCUUUUUUUAA